Molecule: messenger RNA, 2291 nt
Organism: Amborella trichopoda
Lineage: Eukaryota; Viridiplantae; Streptophyta; Magnoliopsida; Amborellales; Amborellaceae
Product: wall-associated receptor kinase-like 20
Biological process (GO): protein phosphorylation
Molecular function (GO): polysaccharide binding; protein kinase activity; ATP binding
Source: RefSeq, a predicted model, not a curated record
UGAAUUCUACAUGCUCUUGUCUUCUUAACUCCAUGCUGUUACUUCUCUUUAUUGGGGUGGCUACUUCUCAAAAGAGCUGCCCCAAUUGCGGUGCCAUGGAGGUGCCAUAUCCCCUUAGCACUGGGCCAAACUGUGGCGAUCCAGACUACAAACUUUUCUGUGAUCCCUCUAAGCAACAACUCUUCUUUGAGUCCCUAAAUCGUAGCUCGUAUCGAGUGCUCCGCAUAGACCGGACCAUGCAGCGCAUGGUGGUGCAAGCCUCACCCUGGGUGCCAGGCACCUGUGUCACACGGGACAUGGUGGCUAGUGAGGGUGUUUGGCUCAACCAAAGCCUCCCUUUCAAUAUCACAACCACAAAUACCAUCUUCCUCUUCAAUUGCUCCCCUCGGCUCCUGAUCUCGCCGCUGAAUUGCACCCCGAGUAGUCUGUGCCACCGAUACUUGGCCUCGUCUGGGAGAGUCGAUCCGCGACGUGCCCUUCAGUGCUCCGAUGAGGCUGUUAACGUGCCCUGUUGUACGUUUGUGGCCGGCGGCUCACCGUCUGCAUAUAAGAUCCGUCUUCAUAAUGGUGGAUGUCGAGGCUACAGGAGCAUCCUCAACCUAGACCCCUCGGAGCCGGCCUCAGAGUGGGAGGAAGGGAUGGAGAUCCAGUGGGCCUCCCCUCCGGAGCCUGUCUGCGGCUCCCAGCAGGAUUGCUCGGCGGCAUCCACAUGCUCGCCUCGGUAUUCCAAUAACACAGGCACCCUCAUCAAGCGUUGCAUCUGUAGUGCGGGAUACGACUGGGAUCAUGCACUGGGUGCCUGUGCCGAGAAGAAAGCCGGCUCCGCCUCCUCCUCCUCCAGCGCUGGACAUCGUAGCCAAAUUAUCAUGUUGACGCUGUUUUUGGUGAUUGCGGCCUUGGGGGUGAUCGCGGCAUGGGUGCUGCUAUCUCUUAGGAGAGGUUUUUGCAAAGUACGGAACCAGGCAAGGGUAGCUAAGGAGAGGGAUGACAUUCUGAGUGCGAGCAAAGCAGGUAGGUCUGCGAAGAUUUUCGAGUGGAAGGAGGUGAAGAAGGCAACCGGAGGAUUCUCCCCAGACCGGCUGUUGGGCACGGGAGGAUUCGGAAAGGUCUACAAAGGAGUGCUCAAAGAUGGUACCCUGGUAGCUGUGAAGUCUGCAAAGUUGGGCAACACCAAGGGCACCGAGCAUGUCCUUAAUGAGGUGGGCAUCCUGUCUCAGGUGAACCACAAGAACCUGGUCCGCCUCUUGGGCUGCUGCGUCCAAGCCGAGCAGCCGCUCAUGGUGUAUGAGUAUGUACCCAAUGGCACGCUCUAUGACCACCUCCAAUCAAAGGAUGCUGAGACCUUCCUGAGGUGGAGUUCAAGGCUGAGCAUUGCACUGCAGACAGCUGAAGCCCUCGCCUACCUCCACUCUUCGGCGCACACCCCUAUCUAUCAUAGAGACGUCAAAUCCACCAACAUCCUCUUAGAUGAGAAGCUCAAUGCCAAGGUUGCAGACUUUGGGCUGUCUCGGCUAGCGGAGCCGGGGCUCAGCCAUGUGUCCACCUGCGUUCAGGGGACACUCGGGUACUUGGACCCCGAGUACUACCGCAAUUAUAAGCUAACAGACAAGAGCGACGUCUAUAGCUUCGGGGUGGUUUUGCUAGAGUUGUUAACAUCGCAGAAGGCCAUCGAUUUCACGAGGGAGCAAGAGGAAGUGAACUUGGCACUAUGGGUGGCCGAGAAAGCAGAGAAGGGGGCAAUCAUGGAGGUGGUCGACCACCGAUUGCUCGGCGAGGCGGCGACUCAGGGGCUAGCACAGAGCAUCAAGAUGUUUGCUGCCUUGGCUCUGGCAUGCGUUCAAGAGAAGAAUACCAAGAGGCCAAACAUGAGAGAAGCAGCUCAAGAGUUGCUCUCUGUCAUACAAAUACCCAACGGGGAUAGCCCAAGCGAUGCUUCCUCUCCCUUUUCUACCUCUCUUGCCCCUCGAUCUUCCAAGGGCGAUGUACCAUGAAUAUAUGGACGCUCAGUGGACCACUAACCUUUUUGUUUUUGUUAGCAAUUCGUAUAAAGUAAUGUAUGUCAAAAAUUAUAAAAUUAUGCCUUUUGCUAAUGUAAAAUAAUAGGGACGACAAAGGAAUAAUAUCCUUGUAAAAGAUAGCUAAAUGCUUGGAUAUUCAUUUCUAGAUAAAGAGUGGACCCGCAUAGGGGAUCAUAUUAUUAUAUGCAUUGUGUCUUUGGCGUGGGGAUAGCGCACUUUAUUUGAGUAAGGUUUAGCAUUGAGAGAGAGAGAGUAAUGUUCCCACCUUCCAAA